AUGGACUCCCCGGAUGAUCCCACAUUGCUUGUGUCACUCCACUCGUCCUCACCCAUCGUGUGCCGGGAACCACGUCGGAAGAAAAACAAACAGUCGGUGUACUUCACGUACGAGCAGGACGUGGAAUUCCUGGGGGUACCAGGACUUCGAUUCAUUGUCGAUCCUGACGUUCUCGAAGACCCAGCAAUUAACCUGGCCAAUAAGUGCUUUUGUUUAUCGGAUGGAACAUGCUUGAAAGCCGGAGUUUUGGACGUCUCCGCAUGUCUCGGUGUGCCAGUGGUGAUGUCCACGCCGCACUUCUACUCGGGAUCGGAAGAAUACUACAACACAUCGGUGAUUGAGGGAAUGGCACCGGAUGGAAACAAUCACCAGACUUUCAUCGACAUCGAGCCGUUGACCGGGAUUAUCUUGAAUGCCGCCAAGAAACUCCAAGUGAACCUCAAUUUGAAACCGAUCGACAAAUACCCAAGUUUCCAGAAUGUUUCACAGAUGAUUUUCCCGAUAUUGUGGGUCAAUGAGAGCGCAUCCCUGAGCCAGGAGUUGGCCGACGACCUCUACAACAAGGUGAUCAUGCCUCAAAGAGCAGUCGCAAUCGGAUCGUGGGUUGCCGUCGGCGUCGGANCUUCACUCUAUUGGUGGUUGGAGCCGUCGCCCUACGAGAAUACCGGAGGAAGGGAUUCCGUCCCUUCUAGGGAGAAGAGUCAAUCUGCCAGAGUUGCUCGUUGCGUCAGCGCAAAGUUACCAUGUGGUAAAUUGUAAAAAAAAUAAUCUAUCGAGAAAUUUAUCAUGAUUACGCAUCCGUACAAACUGCGCAAAGAAAUUCGGGUGAAAUUGCUGCCAUUUUCAGUUGACUGUUAACUUCACAAGCAUAAAUACUGUUGGUUUUUCUUCCGACGUGGUUCCCGGCAAACGAUGGGUGAGGACGAGUGGAGUGACAGGCAAUGUGGGAUCGUCUGAGUCCAUUUAUGAUCGUCAUUGUGAUGUUCGCAUACGUGUUGUAUGCUUUCAGUGCUGUGAUAACAUCUAUGACUGUUUUUCGCCGUAGACGGUCAAUGUUGUAAAUAAAUAAAUUAAUAUCGUAACACCAA
Darwinula stevensoni is the source of this 1088-nucleotide messenger RNA. NCBI's taxonomy places the organism in Eukaryota, Metazoa, Arthropoda, Ostracoda, Podocopida, Darwinulidae. The record is from the annotation of a GenBank genome assembly.